AUGGAGUUUUGGAUCGCUGUCGGGGGCCACCUCCACGCAAGCCUAAAGGGUUGGGGCGCGAACCAGGGGCGUGCUGACAAGAUCCUCAGGGAGAGGCUUCUUGCUGAAAUAAUCGUCCUUGAUAACCAAGCGGACACUCGUCCUUUCUCAGAGCAAGAAUGGGCGCAUCGAUACGCCUUGGAAGGGCAAGUCGAAGCUCUGUUGCGGGCAGAGGAGGAAUAUUGGAGGCGCAGGGGUGGUCUCAAAUGGACGCUCAAAGGAGACGCGAACACUCAGUAUUUCCACGCGUACGCGAACGGCAGACGUAGGAAAUGCUCAAUUCUUAGGUUGCAGUCGGAGCAGGGGCUUCUUCUACAACACUCGGAAAUCACCCAACAUAUCUACGACUUCUACAUAAGUCUGAUGGGGACCGACGAGGCACAACAAGCGCGCCUCAGCACGGAGGUGUGGCUCCCGUACCAAAAGGUACUACACAGUGAGAAUGAAGAGCUGGGGCUCGCGUUUCUCCCUAAGGAGAUUGAUGACGCUCUCCUAAGCAUGAAAACUGACACGGCUCCGGGGCCGGAUGGGUGGCCGGUGGCGAUGUUUAAGCGUUUUUGGCCAUUGCUCCGCGGCCCCAUUUACGAGGUGUGUAAUGGCUUCAUGCGUGGCUUUGUGGAUAUUGCUAGGUUAAACUACGGCGUCCUAUCGCUUAUCCCAAAGUGCCAGGGGCGGACAACAUACGCCAGUACAGACCUAUCGCGCUGA
Aegilops tauschii subsp. strangulata is the source of this 747-nucleotide messenger RNA. RefSeq lists its product as uncharacterized. NCBI's taxonomy places the organism in Eukaryota, Viridiplantae, Streptophyta, Magnoliopsida, Poales, Poaceae. The record is from RefSeq and is a predicted model, not a curated record.